GGAGGCCCGUGUGAGCGGAACGCGUGCGGCGGCAGCGCCCCACCUGUCGAGAGUCGAGACGAGGCUUCUCCAAGCUGCCACCGCAGCCGCCAGCCGGCCGCUGCUCCCCGCUCCCCUCCCCCACCUCAUAUAACGGAUUUUUUCCCGACGCGCCAGCAAGCGAUAUGUGCCUCGCCGCCGCGUCCGCCUCCGCCUCCCCCGCUCGCUGCCGCCUCUCGCCCUCCUCCGCCGCGCUCCCUCGCCGCUUCCUCCGCAGCCUCCUCGGCGCCCCCUCCCCCGCGCGGCCGUCCCCGCCGCCGCAGCAGCCGACGAAGCCUCUGCUGCGGCGCUGCAUCCCGUUCCACCGGAUGGCGCAAUAUUGGACUCGAGCGUCACUGGACAAGAACAAAGCUCUGGUUGACUACCUAAAGCAGUAUGGUGCCGUUAGGACUGAUAAAGUGGCUGAAGUGAUGGAGACAAUUGAUAGAGCGUUAUUUGUGCCAGAGGGCACCCCUUACAUCGACAGUCCUAUGCCAAUUGGUUUCAAUGCGACAAUAUCUGCUCCUCACAUGCACGCAACCUGCUUAGAACUACUGAAGGAUCAUUUGCAGCCAGGCAUGCAUGCUCUGGAUGUUGGAUCAGGUAGUGGCUACUUGACAGCUUGUUUUGCAAUGAUGGUUGGACCAGAAGGCCGUGCAGUGGGAAUUGAACACAUCCCUGAAAUUGUUGCUUCUGCUAUUGAAAAUGUCCAAAAAAGUGCUGCAGCUCCGCUACUGAAGGAUGGAUCGCUCUCUUUUCAUGUUGCAGAUGGCAGGUUUGGCUUUCCAGAUGCUGCCCCCUACGACGUGAUCCAUGUGGGUGCAGCGGCGCCCGAUAUCCCUCAGCCUCUGCUUGAUCAGCUGAAGCCUGGUGGCCGGAUGGUCAUACCUGUGGGCACCUACUCCCAGGAGCUGCAGGUGGUGGACAAGAACGCCGACGGAUCGAUCAGCGUCCGGAACGACGCCUCCGUUCGCUACGUCCCUCUGACCAGCCGCUCUGCCCAGUUGCAAGACCCCUAAAGGCCCUCCUGUUCCUGUCUGGACCUCGAGACGUCUGUACAUAUAUGAUCGUUAUCAUCUGAAGCAUCAUGUUUGUUCUUCUGAAUAGCCUAGGCAGUUUUAGUUCGUUGCUGCUGUUUAACCAAUAAUGUUGGAGAAUGGGUUUCCCAUCAUAUGUCUGGAUCUAUCGGUCGAUGUAUGAUGUCUCUUUUUCUGCAAUAAAAUGGGUUCCCAGCA
This is a messenger RNA of Setaria italica (foxtail millet), 1253 nucleotides long. RefSeq names its product protein-L-isoaspartate O-methyltransferase. The record is from RefSeq and is a predicted model, not a curated record. The coding region runs from base 165 to 1037 and encodes 290 amino acids. NCBI's taxonomy places the organism in Eukaryota, Viridiplantae, Streptophyta, Magnoliopsida, Poales, Poaceae. The transcript has 4 exons. Gene Ontology annotation, biological process: protein modification process. Gene Ontology annotation, cellular component: cytoplasm. Gene Ontology annotation, molecular function: protein-L-isoaspartate (D-aspartate) O-methyltransferase activity.